Molecule: messenger RNA, 10073 nt
Organism: Anneissia japonica
Lineage: Eukaryota; Metazoa; Echinodermata; Crinoidea; Comatulida; Comatulidae
Product: protein TANC1-like
Exons: 23
Coding region: 333-7169 (2278 amino acids)
Molecular function (GO): protein binding
Source: RefSeq, a predicted model, not a curated record
ACAAAGGUAAAUAACAAUCAAUGGCCAACUACGGACGUUUGAAUGAGAAUUUUGUGAAAGAGCGGACAAUUCACGUUUCAUUUUCGCAAUUUCUGGACGCCUAAUACAAAGGAAAUACUUUUAGAUGACAAGUCUCCAUCCAUAAGGGGCUGUAUGAACCAGUACACCGGGGUAAUCCCCUACCCGUCUCGAAAAAUGUACUCUGCACACAAGCCAUUGUGUGCACUGGGCCUACUGCAUAGUUUUUAUCCGAGGAGAUGUGUUCCACCACCAGAACCGUAAUUUUUUUAUGGAUGUAGGCAAGCGUGCCGUUUGAACCAGCGCUGAUAAUUAUGGCUGUAAGUUGCGGUGCCCCUGCCUUAACCACUUGGCCAUUUAACUUGAAGAUUGUUGCCAACAUGGAGGAGAAUCCAGUUCAGUGUCCAGUCUGCCAUCAGCCGUAUGACCGGGGAAAGAAACGCAGAUUGACCGACUCAUGUGGACAUGCAAGGUGCUUUACGUGUAUGUUCGCUACGGAGGACUGUUUAGUAUGUGCUAGGAAAGAAUCUAGUCCAAAACAAGUUACAGACAGUGCCAUUAAACGGCCAGCACCUGUUGUCAAGCCUGCACCUCCUGUCCGGCCACGGUCAAAGCAUGGUCAAAUGGCCCAAGACAUGGUGCAUAGCCCUGUAACAAGCCCAACAGGAAUGAAUGGUUUUUCUGAAGCAGUCAGCAGCGGCCCACCAGUCUCUCCACGCAGACCACUGCCAUCAAAGCCUCAAGUUUCACCACCACAACAACCACCAGUUUCACCAGGCUUUUCCAAAGGUUCACCUUCUAAUGAGAAACAUUACUCUGCAAGGAUAUCUCCACAUCAGCAGGACCAGUUACCAAGAUCGUCAAAACGACAUUCACCUAAGUUAGUGUCCUCUUUGCCCUCCCCAACUGGACAUUCCCAGCACCAGCCAAUUGGGGUAUUGCCACAUCAGAAGGACCAGUUACCCAGACAGUCAAAGCGACAAUCUCCUAUUGGACAUUCACAACAGCAGCCAAGUGGCAUUUCACCACAUCAUCAGGACCAGUUAUCCAGACAGUCAAAACGACGGUCACCCCCUGGUCAUCACCAGCAACAGCUAAGUAGGGUUUCACCACAUCAGCAAGACCAGUUAUUAAGACAAACAAAAGAACAUUCACCUAGGCUAGUGUCUCCAUCACACUCUCCUACUGGACACCCCCAACAACAGCAAAGUGGAAGCCUAACACAUUCGUAUCCCGGAACAAACCAUUUUGACCCAACACUUUCAAGGGGACUUCCAAAUCAGGCUUCACGUGUACAACAGUCUAGGCAACAAGAUCAGAAUUUUAGUACAACAACCAUGCCACAAAAUCAACCUCAAUUAGCAAAACAAGUAAAAGAUGAGAGCUCUGUGCCUUCUGUAACUGCCCAGAAUCAAGGUAUGAAAGACAAGAGGAAGUUUUUUCAAGAUGUUAUCAACAUUUCAUCCCCACCUGCUUCUACUAAAACGUCAUCAAAUCUAAAAGAACCGAGGAAGUUCUUCCCAGAUCUCCAGGAACUAGAGUCAACCAUCCAGCCAAUGGCAUUGCCCAAUACACAAUCAGAUUUGCCAGCUCCUGAGCUGCAGGCAGUGAAACCCUCAAGAAAUACGGCAACACCGCCGUCAGAGGUUGACUCAGCCUCUGAGUCGUACUCUGCUGAAUACUCCAGCCAAUCAGAGAGUGACGAAAUGGAUAACCUCACAGAGAGCUUUUAUGAUGAUGACGAUAUACCUCCACCACCCCCAUCAGAAGCUGCAAUUGCCCUGAUAUCAAGACUUGGCAAUUUGUUUGAGAAGAGAGGUUCCACCGAAUUCUUAGAUGAAUUAGGAGCUGAUUUGAACAAUGAAAACAGCUUUGAAAACAGCUCAAAGAAUGGUGCUCCAAAACCAGUUUCAAAUGCUGUUCCUCUACCAAAGUCAGUGCAACUUCUGCGUGAAGGCGUUGCAUCUAAUCAUGCAUCACCGAACACCACACAAGAUACAUUCACUACUGUGUCAUCAUUGAACGAUACAAGUAUAUGGACCGAUGAGGAUUCUACCCCAUUCUCUACACCAGUUGCUCUAUCACAGCCCACCACUAGCCCUGCAAAGCAUGCAUCAGAUGCAGAUACUGUCUCUGCAGACUUAAAACCAAUUGCUAAAGCACCAGUUUCAACAAAAUCCACACUUGAUGAAAAAACUGAGUCAAUUCCAUUACCCAAAGAUCCAAGUAAACACUCUCCAGCAUCAGAGAACCAUGAAAAUAGUCCUCAAGAUCUCCACCACUCUCCAACAUUCCCACCGCACCAAAGAGUUUCUCACGCUAACGAUUUUUUCCGCAGUCCAGUUCAAAAAAAUGUCAGCGAACCUUUGUCAUUUUGUAUGAGAUAUGAUAGAUCAGAUUCAUCGGAAAUAUCAAAUGAAUUCCAAAAUAAAAAAGCACCGGAUAAGGAAUCAAACUUAUUGACAGAUAAUUCGCAAAUAUUUUAUAGACCAGAUUUAGAUAAAUUGCAGGUUACGUCAGAGAUUGACACUGGUUUACGUACUAAAAGUAACAGCUCACAUGCAACUCAAUACCACAUGCCUUAUAAGACAAUUACAAGCGUCAAAGAUUAUGUAAGCUUUGAGGAUCUUGAGGAACAUUCAAGAAUGUAUGGUAAGAAAGAGGUACAUGAAGGAGUUGCUGGAAACCAAGAAAACUUUCAGGAAAAUAAAGAAUUUAUACCAUCAGUAGCAGCCCAGUCAGGGAUAGGUGACAGAUUGUUGGGUAAAGAACAUGAGGAUCAUGUGAAAAUUGGAAUUAAACCAUUAGAUUCUCAAAAUGUGAACAAGGAAAAUGAUGACAAAAUACAGGGAAUGACAAAAGAGGUCAGCCUCAGGAAGGGUCGCAGUCAGAUUCCUCGAGGGAAGGGUUUAGUGCAGCGAAGAAGUGCAGAAUUUGAACGACUCAUGCUUAACCCAACUCAUAAGCCCACUCAAAGUGAGAAUAGCUCAAAUGAAAUUAACGGAAUGGGUGAACAUAAUACAGGAGAGCCUGCUGUGUUGACUCUGCGUUUCAACAGCAACUUGGAUAAUUCUUACCCUUUGAGAGGUAAGCUCCAAUCCCCUAACAAGGAUCAACCGAAAAUUGAGGCUGUCUCCAGCACAAAGACGGUCACUAAACCCUCUAAUCAGACAUUUAAAGUAGCUAAUGCUACUCCUACUCAUGUGAAGGCCAACUUUGCACAGGCUCUCACCAGCAAAGAUGAGAUGUUUAAUAAACAAAUCUCUAGUAAUAUACCCUCCAACCCCAAGUCUUCCAGUCCCCAGACUGAUUUCUCCGUGAGGACCCAGCUUAGUCAUAGUAUGAGCCAACCCUUCCCAGUAAACAUAGACAAGGAAGAGUCUUCUAGCCCAAGGUCCAGCAUUGCUCAGUCACAUUCUGUGAACAUCGCAGAGCCACAAACAGCUGGAGGUUACUAUCAGAAACAGGUUUACGAUGGAUAUAAAACACAACCAGGACGUUCAAUAAAGCAGGCAAAUCCGAGACAGCCAUUUCAGAUGAAUGUUGCACAUUCCCAGCCCACAUCAUCCGAAAUGGGUCGUCGACAUCGUAUUGCUAGUGUUGAUGCUGUGUUGGAAACGAGGGAUUCUAAAACAGGACCUCGAGCUCAAACUCCGCCCCCUGGACUAGCCAACAUCCUAGCUGCAAAAGAAGCAACAUUCAGACCGAGAUCACGCAGUACAUCCAACAGCCUUGAGAGGCUUGCCAGUGAGUGGCAAAUCUAUGGUACAAUUGACACAGGUGAGGAGUCGCACAUCAUGAAUGGUAGAGGCUCGCUCACGAGAAGAUCGUUACGUGACCAGGAUAAAAAUAUUAGCAGAUCAAACAUAGAUAUAAAAGUUCGCUAUGCACCGUACAAACCUCCUCAGGUAUUCCUUCGACCAAUCCUCUUUGAGGUUCCUGGUAUCAUGGAUAAUGAUAUGUUCAUUGGCCGUGAUUGGCUGUUUUCCGAGAUGGAGAUGUGCUUUAGUAAGGAUCAGAAUCCCAAAAUUAAGGGCAUUGUACUGACUGGGGACGUAGGAAUGGGAAAGACUGCUCUGCUUGGUCAUCUUGUCUCGAGAAGUCCUAUUGCACAGUUACUUGGUUACCCAGAUGCAAAGGCUACUCCAUUAAAUCAACCUUCCACGUCUGCAUUCACUUCCCUAGCUUCAAGAGUGGUUGCGUUUCAUAUAUGCCAGGCUGACAACAGUCCAACAUGCUUGGUACCAGACAUGGUCCACAACAUGGCUGCUCAGUUAGCACAGAGUCUUCCAUGCUACAGAGACCAGCUCCUAGCAGAGCCACAUUUACAGACAUUGCUAUCUGUCAGAGAGUGCUCACAGAACCCUUCAGAAGUUCUAACUCGAGGCAUUUUAGAUCCGUUGAACAAUUUAAAACUUCAGGGACGGAUCGGGAUGGACUCGUGCUUAAUCCUUGUGGAUGGAUUAAGUGAGGCGGAGUUUCACAAAUCCGAUUACGGAGAUACAAUAGCUUCUUUCUUAACUAAAAACAUAAUGAAGUUUCCUUCAUGGUUAAAACUUGUAAUAACUGUAAGAACUCAAUUACAAGAUAUCACAAAAUUACUACCAUUCCAUAAAAUGAGUCUAGACAAAGGCAAUAAUCCCCGCUCAGAGCUUAUAGUGAAAGACAUUGAACAGUACGUAAUGCAUCGCAUAUACAACAGCGACACCAUUCGCUCAGUGGUGUCUAUAAAUGGACAAUUAGACGAGGAAUCAUACCUCAAGUUCCAGGCGCAAUUGCAGACCAAUAGCAGGGGCUCAUUCCUGUACACCAAGUUGACCCUUGACCUAAUCAGUAAGGGUGACCUCCGAGUAGUCUCACCCCAUUUCAAUGAGUUGCCAGUAAAUAUUUCUGAAGUCUAUCUACAGAUGUGCAAUAGUUGCUUCUCAAAUUCAAAAGCAUUUGAAAAAGUGAGCUCGGUUUUCAACGUGAGCCUAGCCGCAUUGUUUCCAUUAACGGAUACGCAGAUCUAUGAAAUUGUCAAUGCAGGGUAUGUCAAGAAGUUUCUACCGUGGGAUGAAUUCCAAAGGCGGAUGGCUUCAAUUGCAGACUUCCUUCUGAAGAGACGGGAUAAUACCAGGAUGCUGUUUCAUCCAUCAUUUAGGGAAUGGUUAAACCGGAGGGAUGAUGGAGAGAGUCCAAAAUUCCAAUGUGAACACAGGUACGGUCAUGCUUUAAUAGGGUUCAAGAUGACCCGGCAGUCAAGUCGUCUGAACGCAGAGCAAGCUUUUGAGCUAGGCCACCACAUUCUCAAAGCUCACAUCUACAAGACGCUAGGCAGGCAGUUGGGCUACUCAUCAAGGGAGUUACAGGCAAUCUGGAUGCACAUGAAUGCUGAUAACCUAUCCAAGAGCUUGGCUCAUAGACGCAAUAUAUUCUUCCCUAAUGUGAAGGUCAGUCGUCUGCUUCUGUUGGCAGGCGCUAAUCCCAACCAGAAAACAGAUGUCUUACACAGCGCCCCCAUACUGUGCAUAUCUGCCAAGGAAGGUCACACUGAGAUGGUGUCUCUCUUGUUGGAGUUUGAUGCAAGUGUGAAUUCUGAGUCAGAUGAUGGUAUGACAGCACUGUGUUACGCAGCAGCUUACGGUCAUCUCGAAAUUAUUCGCAUGCUGAUGAUCAAGAGAGCACGGGUAACACACAUUGAUAGGAAUCGUAAGUGUGCCGUGGUUCAUGCAGCUGAGAGAGGACAUCUUGAUGUAGUAAGCUUCUUACUGCAAUAUGACUGGUCCUCAAGAGAGUCUCCUCAACUUAAUAAGAAGGUUGUAAGCCAGCAAGCUGCAGUUGCUGCAUCUGCUAUGGGGCAUAAAGAUGUUUGUCAGUUUUUGUUGGAUUUGAAUGAUGUAUCAUACGGUCACUGUUUCGUAAACGUCAACCAAACGGACACAUUACUAGGUGAGACCCCUCUCACCGCAGCCUGCACAAAUGGACGUGUGGAAGUAUGUAAAUUCCUCCUGAAGCGUGGAGCCAAUGUCAGAACACGCAACCAAGGCCUGAUGUCCCCGUUGAUCUGCGCUGUUCGCAAGGGCCACUGGGAAGUGGUGGAUAUUCUGUUGUUCAAUCAUGCGGGAUUGGAGGAGAUGGACAAGCAUGGUCGCACACCACUUAUGAUAGCUGCGGGAGAAGGGCACGUUGCGGUUCUUGAAAUUUUACUGAGUAAAGGUGCUUCAGUAGCCUCGGUUGAUAAGGAGGGUCUAACAGCACUCUGCUGGGGGUGUUUGAAGGGUCAUAUCCAUGUUGUCAGGUCGUUGCUAGAGCGGGAAUCUAAUGUGAAUCAUAUGGAUCGAAGCGGGAGGACCCCUCUUGAUCUGGCUGCAUUCUUUGGAGAUGCCCAAGUGGUACAAUUACUACUAGAGAGUGGAGGUCAGAUAGAGCAUGUAGACUAUAGUGGCAUGCGACCCUUGGACAGAGCCAUCGGAUGUAAGAAUGCUAGUGUUGUACAGGUGCUGCUAAAGAAAGGUGCUAAACUUGGUCCAGCAUCAUGGGCGAUGGCAACUUCCAAACCAGACAUUAUGCUGAUACUUUUGAAAAAGCUAAUGGAAGAUGGUAACACUUUAUAUAAGAAAUCGAAAUGGAGAGAUGCCUGCCACCGGUACCUGUAUGCAUUAAAGAAAUUUCCAACGGAUAGUUUUGGGGAUGAUAUAAAGAAUUUCAAAGAAUUGCGUGUCAACUUCUGUCUAAAUGUGUCAAGGUGCAAACGCAAGUUAGAGGAGAACAGUGUUGCUUUAGAGUUUGCUACUAAAGCACUGGACAUUAAACCGAAGUGUUAUGAGGCCUUAUAUGCAAGAGCACGUGCAAAGAGAGCACUCAAGCAAUUUGGUUCUGCUUUGCAAGAUCUAUUAGAUGCUUUAAAACUUGCUCCAAAUAAUAAGGAAAUUCGUCGGCUACUCUUACGUGUCAAAGAAGAAUGUAAGGAGGAAACAAAAAGACAGAAAGACACUAUGAAGACAGGUCCAUCGCAGGAAUCUUUAGUAGAUGGCCAAAUUAGCGGUGAUUCAACAGGAGAAGUAACAGACAGGACAUCAAGCCCAAACAGCAGGUUGAGCCCCAUGUGUACAAACGACAUGGAUGUGGAAGUACAUAUGCCUGUACAUGUAGGCCCAACUGCCCUUUGAAUAAGGAAAUGAUUUUCUAUAAUUAUAGCGCCCUCUAUUUUGAUAAUUUUAUGAGUAGGCAUUUGUAUAUUUUUGGUCUCAAAUUUUGUUUAGUGUUUAAACAAUUCAUUUUGGUCCUCAGUUUGUAAGCACUGCCAUACAACUAAAUAGUUUGACACAGUUUUUCCCCUUUUUUUCAUAAUUUUCUAGAAAUAUAAAAACGUUAAACAAUGAGUGCUGAUGAGUAUAUUUACUACGUAACUAAUAAUUAUACUGUACUAAUAAUAAUUACUGUUAUUACAAUUAUAAUUAUAUAUAUGAUGAAAAAUAUCAUAUUGUACAGAAUAUUUUGUGUAUAUAGAUUAAAUUGAUAGAUAUUUUUAGUUUGCUGUUAGUUUCAAAGUAAUGAAUUUCAAAAUAAGAAAUAGCAGGAUAUUAUAUAGGUAUACUAUCUAACAAUAAAUUACAAGAGUAGGAUAGAAUUUGGACAAGUGCAACAUAGCUGACAAGCCUGAAGAAUUCUGACCCUACAGUACCACAUUAAAUUCUAGGACAGACACUUAACAUUUACAUUUUUUAAUUUUAACUUCUUUCAUUUGUUAUCUUAAUUAUACAACUUAAUUACUGAUCAUAAUUAAGAGAUCCUAAACACAGACAUUUCCAUUAUAGUUGAUUAAAAAAGAAUACAAGAGAAAGGAAAGGUGUUAAAUUUUAAGUCUGGUUUUUGUUUUGUUAUGUUGUUAAUUUAUAUUGUAGUUUCUUGGGUAAUAAGCCCAAAUCUUUAGGGUUUGUUGUUGGUGGGCUUUGGGUGGAUUUUACCACAAAUCCAGAAAGUGCAAACCAGUGGAAGAUCCAGGAAUUUGAAAUAGAGUUGACCAGAGAGGGGCUUUGACAGAUGGAGGGUCUAUAUACAACCAUGGUUUUGGCUGGUUGUAAAAUUUACGAUUAUGUCACCUCUAGAUGGCCAGAAAUGGCACUCUCAGACUUUAAAUUUGAAUGUAAUUUUCUUUUUCUCUCCAAUUUGGACAAAAAUUUAGGGUUGCCUGGGCCAGCUGCCCCACCCCCUUUGAAUCUGCUCCUGCAGGCCUAAGCUAGACUACAAAAGUUGACCUAAGCCAAAAGUUGAGCUUAUACUUCAUGCCAUGGAGGUAUAAAAUUAGAGAAGAUCAGCCUAAAUAAUGUUUAUUUAGCACAGGACUAGGUCUAACUUGCAUUUUGAUGAUAAAUUUCAAUACAAUUUUCGCCCAAACCUUUCUAAAUUUAUCUUGGAAGGGGCUCCAUGACGAAAAAAUCCAAUUUAUGUCAGAACCUAACCCACCAUUUCUCACUUGCAUUUUGAUGAUUAAUUUCAAUACAAUUUAUGUUAUUUGGGUUCAAACCUUUCCUAAUUUCUCUUGGAAUGGGCUCCAUGAUGAACAAUUCCAUCUGUAUGAGAAAGUAACAAGUAACCUACCCUUGCUAAAUUGGUACAUUCUCCUUUUGUAUGUUAAUUUAUACUCCUAAAAUAAUUGAGAAAAUGUAAAUUAUUCAAACAUUAAAGGAGGGAUGGGCAGGGAGGGAGACUUUCAAUUGGUUGUAAUUCUGUUUAUUAUGGGAAUUGUUAAUCAUCAUCGUAAACAAAAUACAACCCUAUUAUUGUCAGUGAAUAUACUUGUUUUUUGUUAGUAUUUAUUUUGAUAUUGUGGUAUAUGAAUGAUAAAUUUCAUCUUUUAAUUAUUGAAGUUUGCCAUCACUGCAGAUGCUCAGACAAUGUUUAGCACUGUCUAAAAGUUUCAAUUUUAUUGUUGCUAUGCAAGAUCUGAAUCGUCAGCCAUCACAUUUUUUUUCUGUAAAUUUCACACAAUGUGAGCAGAGUGCUAAGUUACUAUAAACAAUAUUUCAAAUAUUUUCCUUUUUUUACAUAUUUCCCAAGCUGCAUUCCAGAGGAAACGAAAUCCGUUUUUUAAAUAAGAGAGUAUAUAAAUGUUUUCAUCUUUAACCACCAUUUUGGUACUCGAUUUUGGUUCUCUUCUUUCUUCAGGUUUUUAGUUUGAAGAGCUUUCCUCACUUGGUGCAAUAUACUAAUAUUUUGUUUACUAGAAUUUGUUAUUAAGGAGAUGGGAAACGUAUAGAUGUUAACACAUGGUAGAAUUGUUAAUCAGUGUAAACCAAUAUUUAUGAUAAUUUUUUUCUUGUAGAAUUUUAGAAUUAUUUAUGAUAUAUAUGUAGAGAUUAGUACUAGCUACAAUGUAAUUUACUUCAAAGCAUGCAAUGUUAUUUGAAGUUCUGAUAACAAAUUAAUAAUUCUAUAUGUAGUAUUCAGCCGGCUGCAUACAAGUGUGUGCAGCUGUGCUGCCCUCCUCUUUUGAGAUUCAGCAAACGAGGAAUCCUGUGAAGAAUCUGAAUUUUCAUUGGUCAAUUGAUUGAUUAGACUGAUGAGGUUGUUCAUUGGUUUAUCCAGUUCGGAAGAGAAGAUUUUAUUAUGCCAUGCCAUCUUCUACCCCCAUAACAUUAGAACAAAAAUAAUGAUAAUAAAAGUAUGAUGUAAAGAAAGUAAUGAAAUUGUUUUGUAGCUAAUUGAUAGGGCUUCAGACUUCGAUAUGUUACCCUGCCUUGUGAUGCUGUCCCCUCCUCACCUUGCAGAAUCAUUGGUUUACUUUUGCUAAGUAUAUUUUUACUGGGCGUGAAAAAUUUACACACCCACAACUUCUUCCUUCAACACACAUACCCUCACAGUAGAGCCCCUAAUUCAAACUGUUUCACAGGCUUUGACAGUACAUUUCCCAAAAAUACUUUGAGAUGGGGAUAUGCUUUGAGGUUAAGAUAAGAAGAAAUGUUUUAGGAAGUAUUGAAAUGAAUAAGGAACAUAUGUGAGGUCAUGUGUUAGGGGUCACUACUACAUGAUCAUUUAUUGUAGGGCUUUAAUAAAUGUUAACAAAUUUUUCA